AUGGGGAACAAACUCAGCUGCUGCCUGAAGCCCAAUGCCAGCCCCAAGGUGGGCCAGAGCUUGGAGUGGGUGAAUCCGCACCCUGAGUCUGAUGCCUGUGAGGUGACUCAAGCUGCCUGGGCACGUGAGGACUUGGGUCUCCUGUUCUGCAAAUGCCACCCUGUGCUGCGCCUCAGUAACCAGCAAACGCCCAAAGUGGGAGAAAAGAGGAAGAACAACUAUUUCUACCACGUGUCUCCUGGUCACCUUAGGGAAAAGUACAGCUCGUGUGCUACAGUAUUUGUAGACAGCACUAUUUCUCAGUCUGAUUUGAAAAUCACCUUGCAGUGCCUGGCACUAGCAAUAUAUUACCACAUAAAGAAGAGAGAUGCAAAUAGAUCCAAGGACAUUUUUGAUGAGAGACUCCAUCCUGUCACAGAAGAAAAGGUUCCUGAGGAAUUCUUUCAUCAUAAUCCUGAUCCCGAAUCAAUUUACAGAUUUAUUCGACCUUUCUUCAUUGCCUUUAAGGCAACAGGAGGAUAUGCCAUAACAACAUUGGUUUACAUAGAAAGACUUUUAUCUUAUGCUGAAAUCGACAUUUGCCCAUCUAACUGGAAACGCAUUGUUUUGGGAGCGAUUAUUCUGACAUACAAGUAUCUGCACGAUGAGGCUAUGUGGAAUUUUCACUUCUUCUCAUUGCUAAGGGGCAUUACAAUCAAGAACUUAAAUGAGUUGGAAAGGCAAUACCUAUGUCUACUGCGGUUUCGUCUGUAUGUUUCUACCAGUGUCUAUGCCCAAUACUAUUUUGACCUUCGGUCCUUAGCAAGUGACCAUGGAUUGUUGCCUAUUGCAUUGACUCCUCUUCAAAAAGAACGAGCACUGAACCUAGAGGCCAUUGCCAGAUAUUGUGAAAACAAAAACCUGUGCAGGGUGGCCAUAAAAAAAUCUGGCAGCUGUGCUAACCUUACUGAUGUGCAGCGUGCCCAUGCCAUCUUAUCUUAA
Messenger RNA from Myotis lucifugus (little brown bat), 981 nucleotides. RefSeq names its product cyclin-Y-like protein 1. Gene Ontology annotation, biological process: regulation of cyclin-dependent protein serine/threonine kinase activity; regulation of canonical Wnt signaling pathway. NCBI's taxonomy places the organism in Eukaryota, Metazoa, Chordata, Mammalia, Chiroptera, Vespertilionidae. The record is from RefSeq and is a predicted model, not a curated record. Gene Ontology annotation, molecular function: cyclin-dependent protein serine/threonine kinase activator activity; protein kinase binding. Gene Ontology annotation, cellular component: plasma membrane. Bases 1 to 981 code for a protein of 326 amino acids. The transcript is spliced from 9 exons.